Messenger RNA from Chanos chanos (milkfish), 925 nucleotides. It is a transcript of the gene psmd10, whose product is annotated as proteasome 26S subunit, non-ATPase 10. The coding region runs from base 18 to 698 and encodes 226 amino acids. Gene Ontology annotation, molecular function: protein binding. The transcript has 5 exons. The record is from RefSeq and is a predicted model, not a curated record. NCBI's taxonomy places the organism in Eukaryota, Metazoa, Chordata, Actinopteri, Gonorynchiformes, Chanidae.
CCCUUGUUGUCAUUGUGAUGGAGGCGUCUGUAUCAAACUUAGAAGUCUGCAAUUUUGCAUUUACAGGAAAGUUUGAAGAACUGAAAAAAUGUGUUUUGUCAGAUAAAUCACUCGCAUCGAAAACAGAUCAGGAUAACAGAACUGCUCUUCACUGGGCAUGUUCAGCUGGUCAUGCAGAUAUUGUGGAAUUUCUGCUGGAUUUCGGAGUUGAAGUGAACCUUAAAGAUGAUGCUAGCUGGACCCCAUUGCACAUCGCAGCCUCUGCGGGACGAGAAGAAAUUGUAAGGUCUCUGAUAAGAAAAGGCGCUCAGUUGAAUUCAGUGAACCAGAAUGGUUGCACCCCGCUCCACUACGCUGCAUCAAAGGACCGAUAUGAGAUAGCCCGUCUUCUGCUGGAAAAUGGUGCCGACCCAAAUGCCACAGACAAAUUGUAUUCCACACCUUUACACAGAGCCUCAGCCAAAGGGAAUUACCGUCUUAUCCAGCUUCUCCUGAAAGAGAGUGCUUCCACCAACAUACAGGAUUCAGAGGGCAACACACCUCUUCACCUUGCGUGCGAUGAAGAGCGGACAGAGGCAGCGAAACUGUUGGUGGAACAUGGUGCCAGCAUCUACAUUGAGAACAAAGAGGAGAAGACACCCUUACAGGUUGCCAAAGGGGGCCUAGGCACCGUGCUUAAGAGGAUUGUGGAAGGCUGAACUACUCACUGGGCAAUCGGAUGUGGGGACGUGUACUUGUGGAACCAGAUGCGGCAGAACGCAGCUCCAGUGGGCUGUUAAGAGGCUAGUUAACAGAGCAUGUCUGAGAGCGCAAAGCUUGGGUAAUGACAGUUAGACAAACGAAAACUGUCAGGGCGGAUGUUGUAUGUAUGUAGGUGGAACCAGUUAAAGAAACGUAACUGUACACCAUAUGUUUCUUUGGCAGU